Molecule: messenger RNA, 1836 nt
Organism: Colletotrichum godetiae
Lineage: Eukaryota; Fungi; Ascomycota; Sordariomycetes; Glomerellales; Glomerellaceae
Exons: 6
Coding region: 1-1836 (611 amino acids)
Biological process (GO): regulation of DNA-templated transcription
Cellular component (GO): nucleus
Molecular function (GO): DNA-binding transcription factor activity, RNA polymerase II-specific; transcription cis-regulatory region binding
Source: RefSeq, a predicted model, not a curated record
AUGUGUCCAUCCAGCAAAAGAUCAUGGUCUAACUCAUCCGCCCUUAAACUAGAACAGCUCGAAAAGGAAGUCCAAACUAUCAAGAAUGCCGUCAACCCGAGCCCCGUCUCCGCCACCGGCAUACUCCCCCCGGCCGCUCUACCCCUGCCGCUGCCGAGCCCGAGUACCGCCUACCCCGGAGCCGCAAGCGCCUUUUCGGACCACCGGCCACCCCCCUCUGCGUCGAGGAUGAGCCUGCCGGCAUUGUCUCCCGUUCAGCAGGCUCGCCAGCCAGAGCAGGUCCCGACGCCGACCCUCACGUCUCACACGACGCCCACGGGUCCUGCGAGGCAGCCCGCGCAGCCGAGGGCCCUGGGUUCCAAGGUCCUUUCUGGGGAGGAUAUUGACUUUUACUUUGACCACUACUUCGAGCACUUUCACCCCUACUUCCCCAUAGUCCGCUCCCAGGACCCAGACAAGCUCUACAAGCAGAGCCCGAUCCUCUUCUGGACCCUCAUCGCCAUCUCCUCGCGGCGAUACACCCGCGACGCCGGUCUCUUCCCCUUCCUCAUCGAGAACCUGCCCCGCGAGGUCUGGGCCGCCGUCUCGAGCCCGCCCAUCACCAUGUCCACCGUCGACGCCCUGCUUGUUCUCUGCACAUGGCCCUUGCCCUCCAUCCGCUUUCUCAACGACCCGUCGUCCUCGUACGUUGCCAUCGCGCAGAACGCCGCGCUGCUGCUGGGCUUGCACACGGGCCGCGGGACGCAUCCCGAGUUUUGUAUAGGGCCUAACCGGCAGACUGAUAUUACUGACGAGGAGGCGUGUUUUACGUGGAUGGGGUAUAACAUCCAGGCUCAGAGAGUCGCCUCGAGUAAUGGUUUCCCGCCUCCGGCCGGCUUCUUCAACGAAGCCGUCAACAGGGCUGCCGGCGGGCGAUCUCUCCCCGAUGCUCUGGGGUAUUUUGGCCUACUGUAUGAGAUGCAAAAGUUCUCCAACAGGCUGAGCCGAACCGUCUUCUCCGUCGCCGAAGAAGGAGAAGGCGUACCGGACACCGUCAUUCAGCUGUUGGAAGACGAGCUGAACAAGCUGAAGCAGCUACAGGCUCGACACAACUCUGACCUCGACCUCUUCACCAUCCUAGCAGUCCAAUUCGAGCUCCAAUCCUACUACUUCAUCCCCCUCUCCACCGUAGACAAACCCACCUUCCGCCAUAACGUAAACCGCGCCUACAGCACAGCCCAAGCCCUCAUCAACCUGUCAUUACGCCUCGAGUCCUCGCACCGCUUCCUCCUACACGCCCCGCAACACGUCUUCCGCACCAUCCUCGACGCCGCCGCCGUGGUAUUCGACGUCCUCGUCUCGGGCCACGCCACGGACGUCGAGCUCGCCAACGCAGACGUGUCCGUCAAGAACGCGCAGGAGGCUCUGCGGCGGUGUUCUGUGCAGGAAGGUGAUUUCGCCAUGCGCGUGCUGCGCAUGUCGGAAAGUUAUUGGAGUCUGAGGCACAUGAUGCCCAAGCUGGAGGCACCUAUUUCGCAGUAUCCGCAUCGCACGGGUGCUGUCAUUGCGUUUGGGACGCUAAGGAGGUGGAAGAAGGAGCUUGAUCAGGCGAGGGUCGGGCAAGGCGGGCCCGGGGUCGGUGGUGUUGGUGUUGGUGGAGGAGGGGGCGGCGGAGGAGGCGGAGGACAGGGUACGGGGGCGGGGGGCACGGCGUCGACGCCGGCGGCGACGGAUGCGAACGCGAGCGUCGUGCCGACGAGUGACCCGCUGCAGGAUAUCGACUGGUCGAUGCUCAUGGACGACUUUGACUGGACGGCCGGGGGCGGAGGAGAGCCGAAUUUCCUUGGUCUUUCAUAG